Molecule: messenger RNA, 2326 nt
Organism: Fusarium oxysporum Fo47
Lineage: Eukaryota; Fungi; Ascomycota; Sordariomycetes; Hypocreales; Nectriaceae
Product: Anp1-domain-containing protein
Exons: 5
Coding region: 431-2056 (541 amino acids)
Biological process (GO): cell wall mannoprotein biosynthetic process; protein N-linked glycosylation
Cellular component (GO): mannan polymerase complex
Molecular function (GO): alpha-1,6-mannosyltransferase activity
Source: RefSeq, a predicted model, not a curated record
CAUGCAUUUCACAGCACUCGUUUCGCCCUGGCACGCAAGACCUCGUAUCCCCAUUCCCCAAGCUACGUUGCUAAAGUAUCUUGGUCGGCAUUGGAGCCACCUUGCCCUUGCACCACGCAUCACAGCACAUAUCUAUUUAUUGCGACGACGCCUACGAGAAACGAUACGAUACAGUUGAAAGCGACCAAAGCCGUCAACAAACCAUUUUGGGGACGACAGGGAUCGGGCGCUUGAUGCAGACGUUAAAGCCAGCAGCACUAUUUGGACCCUGAACUUAGCCUCAUAUCCCCUAUCAACCUUCAAAGCGCAACCUAUUCGAUCGCUCUCGAGACCUUCCAGUCCCUUCGCCCACCAGUUUCUUCGAAGCAGUUUCUGCUAUCCAUCACUCUCGAUCGACGCGCCGCAGAGCGUCUCUGCGCAAAAGCUGUCAAUGCCAUCCUAUGACUUGCCAGGCUCCAAUUCAAAGAUGAUGCCCCGGCAUCAUGCCGCCGCCUUUUCGAAUGGCUAUCCUCGUGGCAAUACUUUUGACAUCUCCCCCCACAAGUUCCAGCCGCGCACUUUGACGCCUGCCCAACGGCGUCGCAAUAAGCUUCUCGUCCGCCUAUGCAUUUUAGCGGCGAUACUGUUCGUUUUUAGUCUCUGGCUUUGGCCUUCCAGCCCCGUGGCUUCGCUGGUGUCUUUCGGGCUCCUUUCUGCUGGUGGUGCACCAGAGCUUGAGACAGUUCGAUACUACGACUUGACCACCGUCCAGGGCACUGCUCGUGGCUGGGAACGCGAAGAGCGCAUUCUGUUAUGUGUACCACUUCGUGAUGCCGAAGCGCACUUGGGAAUGUUCUUUUCUCAUAUGCGCAAUCUCACAUAUCCGCACCACUUGAUCGACCUUGCCUUUCUCGUGUCCGAUUCCAAAGACAAUACUCUAAAGGUUCUUUCUGAGAGUUUGGAGGCCAUCCAAGCCGACCAGGAUCCUAAGCAACCAUACGGGGAGAUCUCAAUCAUUGAGAAAGACUUCGGGCAGAAGGUCAACCAGGAUGUUGAAAGUCGUCACGGAUUCGCUGCUCAGGCAAGCCGACGAAAGCUGAUGGCGCAAGCCCGAAAUUGGCUUCUGAGCGCAGCUCUGCGGCCGUACCACUCCUGGGUUUAUUGGCGCGACGUAGAUGUUGAAACGGCACCUUUCACCAUUUUGGAGGAUCUCAUGCGCCAUAACAAGGACGUCAUCGUUCCCAAUGUUUGGCGACCGUUGCCUGACUGGCUUGGCGGUGAACAGCCCUACGAUUUGAACUCAUGGCAGGAGUCUGAGACAGCUUUGGCCCUCGCCGACACACUUGAUGAGGAUGCUGUCAUUGUUGAAGGUUAUGCCGAAUAUGCCACUUGGCGCCCUCAUUUAGCGUACCUCCGUGAUCCUUUUGGUGAUCCCGACAUGGAAAUGGAAAUUGAUGGUGUUGGGGGUGUCAGUAUCCUGGCAAAAGCCAAAGUCUUCCGAUCCGGUGUUCACUUUCCAGCCUUCAGUUUCGAGAAGCACGCCGAAACAGAAGGUUUCGGCAAGAUGUCCAAGAGAAUGGGGUACUCAGUCAUUGGUCUACCUCAUUAUACCAUCUGGCAUUUGUAUGAGCCUAGUGUGGAUGAUAUCCGCCAUAUGGAGGAGAUGGAGCGGGAACGACUUGCCCGGGAAAAGCAAGAAGAAGAGAAGAAAAAGAACCAACAAAAGAUCAAAGAAGAGUAUAGUGACACCCGGAAUGAGUGGGAGAAGGAUAAGCAAGAGAUGCAGAAUCUGGCAGCUCAGCCAAAGCCUGUCAAAGACACACAGAAAGCUCCCAGCCGAGAUGGGUUGGCCCAGCCCCAUAAUCAACAACCUGGCUCUGGCAACCAAGCCAAGGCGGGCUCAGGUAAUGCCGCUCAAGGCGACAUCAAAGCGCAUGUGGUCAAGCGGGAGGGUAACGCAGCAAGACAAGAAGGCAAAGCUGUUCAAGAGGGAGACAAACGAGCUGCUGUUGGUGCACAAGAUGCGCCCAAAGCCAACCCAGGGGCCGCUCAGCAAGUCGGUAAUGCAGCUGCUUAAAGAGUUUCCGUUAAUAUCUUCUCUGGUCUUGUUUCCUUGAUCGCAUACGAUAUCUACUUGCUGUAUAAUAGAAUGGAUGUCAUCGGAGUCGUUGGUUGUGAGUUUGUACGCUUAGGCGGAGAACGGCAGACAGUUAAAAGGUGUGACCAUUGGUAGAUCCCCUUUGGCAUGUCAUUGGCGUUUGGUUGGGAAGGGCUACUCGUUAUCAAUAUCAAAGAAGACAAAAAAUCAUACGCUUUAAUGAUUACUAUACUGUUGUGGACAAACAUG